GAGAUAAAGAAGGGUGGAAACUGCAGGGCAGGCACAUCAUUGGCGCCGCGCAUGCUCAGAUGUGGCGUAUUUGCGACUGCAGAUGUCGCUCGUGCUGUUCCGCACGCGACGCUCCGUCGUUAUAGACAGCCGAGUUGAGCACUGAUCGUAUAGUUUCCUACGAUUAAGUGCGAACUUUAUGGCUUUGGUGCCUUGCACACGCUAAACUGAACUUAGUGUAAACUUUCUUCGAAUUUAAAGCUUCCUUGUAAGUAUAUAGUACCGGAUUCGGACGUCACCGGUCAAUUUAAUUGUCGCUUUUAGCGCGCUAUCAGUACAUGCUGUAUCAGCGAGAAAGGAAGGUGCGCUACGAAAAGAAAGGCCGUGGAAUACGAAGCAGUGUGAUAGCUAGAAAGCACUUAGGUCACGGCGAAGCUGGCGAGCGGCGCAUUGUAUAUGUAGACGCGCCGAGUGUCUGGUCAGUCGCGCGAGGCCGAUUGCGCAUAUCCUUUGCCAAGACGACGACGGUGACGACUACGCUGCCUUCUAGCCGUCCACGUUCCUCAGGCUUCCAGGACACCGGCGUCUGUCCGCGAUGGCAUCGCGGAGCUCCUCGAAGACGUCUCGUAGGUCGUCGCGUUCGAGGUAUCCGCACGCCUACUUCAGGAAGCAACCGUUUUACGAUGUCGUGGCCACGCUCUUACCGGCGACCCGCCUCAAAAGCGACGGACACUCUCGGUGCCACAGGUGCUUUCAGUUCCGUUUUCUGCCGCAUCACGUGAACGAAAUUUUCACGUCGCUGUCCCAUAAAACCCCGGAGGUUUCAGAGUACGGGGUCCAGGUGCACCUCCGCUUUUGCUUGGACUACAAGAGCGGCGACCAGGAGGACUGCUACCCGGCCGAUUUGAGCGUGAAGGUGAACGACAAGGUCUGCGCACUGCCAGCGUUGAUUCCUGCGCAGGCGCCCGGCGGUGCGACCGUACACGUACGCCAGCCCGUGAACAUUGUCUCCUACUGCUUCUUGCAUCCCGACAUGAAGAACAGGCUUUCGCUGGACUGGGCGCGCGAACGGGGCCGCGAGUACCUCGUCGGCGUGUUCCUCGUGCGGAAGGAAUCGGCGGCCACGAUUCUUCGGGAACUGCAGGCGAGAGAAGCGCCGAGCACGGUCGCGACCAGAGAGCACAUCACGAAGAAAGUGCAGGAGCGGGCAAGCGGUGGCGACGACAUCGCGGUGACCAGCUUUCGCGUUUCGCUCACUUGCCCGCUGAGCAAGAAGCGGAUGAGCGUCCCGUGCCGAGCGCACGGGUGCAAGCACGUUCAGUGCUUCGAUGCGGCCAGCUACUUGCAGGUGAACGAGACGCGGCCCACGUGGAUCUGUCCCGUCUGCGGUCGGCGGGCCGACUUCUUCUCGCUGUUCGUAGACCAACUUUUUAAGCAGAUUGUCGAGAAGGCACCCGCCAGCUGCGACAGCGUCGUUUUCCGCGCGGACGGUUCCUGGACGCCGUCGGCUUCGCCGGGCGAUGACUACCGAGCGGGCAAAGCCUCGACGACAUCUGCUAGGAGCUCGAAGAGGCGUUCGAUGUCCUCGUCCAACGAGCGUGAUGGGCGGCCCAGCAAGCGCCGUAAGACGACGUUUGUUGAUCUCACAGUGGACGUCAUUGACCUUACCGAACAUAGCGGAAACGAAGCGGAGGGCCGUGGUGGUGGGCAUGACCCUUGUGCGAGUAUCGACCCUUCCCCUCCGCUAGUCGGCGGUGGUUACGUUUCGCCGGCGCCGGAUUGUGUCGAGGUGGUGCAAACGAGUGAAUUUGACAUGCGUAAAAUAAUCAUGUGAAUGGCACCGGCUGCUCCUGUGACGUUGUUUCGAACUCUCCCGCCAACUUCCUGCGUGGCCCGCCUAGUCGCCUGGCGCAGCAGCAGGCGUCUUGUUGUGGAAGCAUCCAUCGAAGUUCAUUUGUACUACAAAGUGAUUGUUUUGGUGCCCCCAAAGGUCCGAGGCUGGUUACUUUUUUUUUCCUUUUGUGAAUAAAACUGGUCGAUUAUUGGGAAUAAAACUGGUCGAAAAUUUGAUGACAAGUUCAAUAAUGCAA
Molecule: messenger RNA, 2069 nt
Organism: Rhipicephalus microplus (southern cattle tick)
Lineage: Eukaryota; Metazoa; Arthropoda; Arachnida; Ixodida; Ixodidae
Product: E3 SUMO-protein ligase PIAS1
Biological process (GO): regulation of transcription by RNA polymerase II; protein sumoylation
Cellular component (GO): chromatin
Molecular function (GO): transcription coregulator activity; SUMO ligase activity; zinc ion binding
Source: RefSeq, a predicted model, not a curated record